AUGGUCGCCUGUAAAUUUUAUUUCUUCAUUACUCUAACUAUCCUCCUAUUCGCCAUUAAUGUAGCCUCGGCCCAAGACCAAGAUACGUUCGGCAGCCGCAUGAACCCGAAGCUCCUCCGCAUGAACAAAGAGAAGUUGACCCAUUUCAGGUUCUAUUGGCACGAUGUGGUCAGUGGUCCGAAGCCAAGCUCAGUGACGGUUGUGCCACCAAUAACCAAUGGCUCAACAACGUUCUUCGGUCUAGUGAAUAUUAUAGACAACCCAUUAACUUUGGGCCCCAACAUAACCUCGAAAAGAGUUGGACAGGGACAAGGGUUAUACGCUUCUGCUUCGUUAGAAGAGAUUGGAUUGUUGAUGCUGAUGAAUAUUGCUUUCACAGAAGGGGAGUACAACGGAAGUACGUUCACGGUUCUUGGAAGGAACACCGUGUUUUCGAAGGUUCGGGAGAUGGCAGUGGUGGGCGGAUCCGGUAUUUUUCGCCUCGCACGGGGAUAUGUUCAGGCCAAAACAUAUUUCCUUGAUCUCAAGAGUGGAGAUGCUACGGUUGAGUAUAAUGCUUAUGUAUUGCAUUAUUAAUUCAUUAUUUCAUUACCUGCUAAUGAAUUUUUCAUAAUUG
Molecule: messenger RNA, 616 nt
Organism: Impatiens glandulifera
Lineage: Eukaryota; Viridiplantae; Streptophyta; Magnoliopsida; Ericales; Balsaminaceae
Product: dirigent protein 22-like
Exons: 2
Coding region: 1-576 (191 amino acids)
Source: RefSeq, a predicted model, not a curated record